Molecule: messenger RNA, 1694 nt
Organism: Trichosurus vulpecula (common brushtail)
Lineage: Eukaryota; Metazoa; Chordata; Mammalia; Diprotodontia; Phalangeridae
Product: cytochrome P450 4A11-like
Exons: 12
Coding region: 26-1561 (511 amino acids)
Molecular function (GO): iron ion binding; monooxygenase activity; heme binding
Source: RefSeq, a predicted model, not a curated record
AGAAAGUGACUGGGGAAGCAGCAUCAUGAGCUCUCUGCUCUCCUUUGCCUGGUUCCAGGGCAAUAUAUUUGGGCUUUUCCAGAUCUCAUUCCUGCUGAGUCUGAGCCUGCUGGUGUUGAAGGCAGUCCAGUUGUAUAUACGCAGACAGAGGCUGCUUCGAGAUUUCCAGAGUUUCCCAGGCCCUCCUGCCCACUGGCUCUAUGGGAAUGUCUUGGAGUUUCCAGUGGAAAAGGAGCUACGCAAAAUGAUUUCUUUGGCAGAGAAAUUCCCAUGUGCCUUUCCCCGGUGGUUCUCAGGCUCCUGGAAUCUUCUCCAAGUCUAUGACCCUGAAUACAUGAAGGUGAUAUUGAGCAAGAGAGAUCCAAAGUCUCAUGACGUCUACAAAUUUCUCAUUCCCUGGAUUGGAAAAGGGUUGCUGGUCCUUAACGGGUCAGUGUGGUUCCAGCACCGGCGACUGCUGACACCUGCCUUCCACAGUGACAUCCUGAAGCCUUAUGUGGCGCUGAUGGCAGACUCCGCCCGAGUGAUGCUGGACAAAUGGAAGAAUCUCAGUCACCAGGGUUCGAGUCUGGAGAUCUUUGAGCAUGUCAGUCUAAUGACUUUAGACUCCCUCAUGAAAUGCGCCUUCAGCCAAAAGAGUAAUUGCCAAAUGGAUAGGCACUCAAACGUCUACAUCCAAGCUGUUCAUGAUCUAACCUACUUGCUGACUACUCGAAUACGGAAUGCCUUCCAUCACAAUGAUGCCAUCUACUGGCUCAGCUCUUCGGGCCGCAAAACCCGUCAGGCUGCACAAAGGGCCCAUCAGUACACGGACCAGGUGAUUCAGAGGAGAAGGCUGCAACUGGAGCAGGAAGGAGGGCUGGAGGCCAUCUCCAGAAAGAGACAUUUGGAUUUCUUGGACAUUCUCCUCUGUGCCAAGACAGAGAGUGGGCACGGCUUGUCAGAUGAGGAGCUGAGGGCCGAGGUGGACACAUUCAUGUUUGAGGGCCAUGAUACCACUGCCAGUGGCAUUUGCUGGAUCCUGUAUGCCUUGGCCACACAUCCUGAGCAUCAGCAGAAAUGCCGGGAGGAAAUCAGGGGAGUCCUGGGGGAUGGGGCCUCCAUCACCUGGGACCACCUGGGCCAGCUUCCAUAUACUACCAUGUGCAUCAAGGAAGCCCUGCGUCUCUAUCCUCCUGUUCCAUCCAUUGGCAGGGAUAUCACAGAGAACAUCACCUUUCCAGAUGGACGCUUCUUAAGAGCAGGAAACUCAGUUUCAUUGCACAUAUAUACUCUUCACCACAACCCCAGGGUGUGGCCAGAUCCAGAAGUGUUCAGUCCUCUCCGCUUCUCCCCUGAGAACUUGACCCUCCAGCAUUCCCAUGCCUACCUGCCCUUCUCUGCAGGACCCAGGAACUGCAUUGGACAGAAGUUUGCCAUGAAUGAAAUGAAGGUGGUUGUUGCGCUGACCCUGCUCUUAUUUGAGCUGAAGCCAGACACCAUGAAGCCUCCCCUGCCUAUUUCAAAGCUGGUUCUCAGGUCCCUAAAUGGGAUCCUCCUCUGGAUUAAAAGACUCCCCUAACACUGCCCCAGAGAACAGAGGAUGAGGAUUCUUCCUUUUCUGUCGGUCAUCGGUCUAACUGCCCAGCUAGGGUCUUCUGUUGUUUCCCUCUUUCACUCUUGGCUUUAUUAAAGAUCCCACAGACUAGAAUCCA